This is a messenger RNA of Dermacentor silvarum, 880 nucleotides long. RefSeq lists its product as uncharacterized. NCBI's taxonomy places the organism in Eukaryota, Metazoa, Arthropoda, Arachnida, Ixodida, Ixodidae. The transcript is spliced from 3 exons. The record is from RefSeq and is a predicted model, not a curated record. The coding region runs from base 168 to 785 and encodes 205 amino acids.
UCUUUCUAAAUAUAGGCUCAAGGAUGCCCGGGUAUAUAAGUGAUAACUGCGAGUAACUGGCGAUACCUUCCCGUUCAGCCGGUUAUUGCGCGUGCUGCGCGCAUCUAUCCAGCUCUACCUGCUCACGCAGUACUGCGAAAGCAACGAAGGAUUUCUGAAGAAAUAAAAUGGCGUCGAGUCAUCUAGUAGGCUUGUUUCUGUGCGUGCUAGCAGCAACUGUUGCAGCGAUUCCAGAAAAAUGCCGCAUCCCGGAUGAAGACUGGGAAGAGCUGGUCGACCAGUUCCUCGCCAAGGUUCCCAACGACUACUCAUUUCCCGGUCCAAACGAGGCCACCAAACACAACGAAGUGCUCUCCGGCUUCACGGUUGGUGAGUUGACGCUCAGCGGCCUGUCCUUUCUGAAGAGGUACGGCACUGUUCGGGUAUUCUGCAAGAACGGCAAGCCGCGCGUAGACAUUGUCAUGGGUUCGCGAGGGCCACUGAAGAUGUUGGUUCCUUGGAAGUACUGCGGUGGCAAGACUGGGAUCUUGGGCACCCAAGCGAACCACGUCAAAGUUUGCAUGAACUUCGACGUUGAGGAAGUCGACGGCAAGGUGACACUCCGGCCGGUGGGGGUCCACCCCAAGUGGAUUGAGACCAUGGACGUCAAGCUGGAAGGCGCUGGAGAUACGGUCAAGACAGUGGCACACUUGAUGGCCAAGCUUAUGCCAGCCUUUGUCAAGGAUUUCUGGAUCGAGAACCUGCCAUGGAGGAUGCAGAAGAUGCUCGAGCAGCUUGCGAAAUAAAUAAACCAAGUUCAAAUAAUUUGCUGGUCACUUCAGUUUCUUUGAGUUCUAUCAUCCGCAAUAAAAUAGGUAUAAUAAAGAAUUAUUUCUCGUCA